Messenger RNA from Saccoglossus kowalevskii, 2064 nucleotides. RefSeq names its product E3 SUMO-protein ligase NSE2-like. The record is from RefSeq and is a predicted model, not a curated record. Gene Ontology annotation, biological process: protein ubiquitination; protein sumoylation; double-strand break repair via homologous recombination. Gene Ontology annotation, molecular function: zinc ion binding; ubiquitin-protein transferase activity; SUMO ligase activity. Gene Ontology annotation, cellular component: nucleus; Smc5-Smc6 complex. NCBI's taxonomy places the organism in Eukaryota, Metazoa, Hemichordata, Enteropneusta, Harrimaniidae.
AUUCAGAUGGUUGUGUUUAUAUUUGAAUAUUGUGUACACAUACUUCGUGAUGGCAGGUGAUUACAGUGCUGUGAAUUUUAACUGUGUUGAUAACUCGGUGUCACAGAUGAUGAAAAUGGACAAAUGCAUAGAGGCAGGGAUGAAUGCUUGUCUUGAUGUCGCUUUGGAUUUGGAAGAAAAUGGUGGCAACGCUGAAGACCUGACUAAAUUAAAACAAGCAAUGGUAGAUUAUGUUAUCAUGGGCAAGGAUUUGGAACAGUACACGAAAGCGGUUGAAAAUACAAAAGAACGGAUACGUCUGACUGCUGGUGCCACCUUAAAUGUAGAUGAUUUAUUAGAUAACGAAGUGUCUGCAUUACAAAAAAAUACUACAGAUGAAGAUAUUGAACAACAUCCCAGAAUUCAAGAAAUGAAUGAGAAACUAUGGCAAAUAAAACAUCCAGGCGAAACCAUGCCCACACAAAUGACAAGUGGUGCUGCUGCUGAAGACGAAGAUGAAGACUUGUUGAUGUCUCAAGCUGAAAUUGCUACAAAAUGUCCAAUCACACAACAAGAAAUGGUUGAUCCUGUUAGAAAUAAAAUAUGCAAGCACAGUUAUGAGCGAAGUGCCAUAGUACAACACAUAGCUGGUGGCAGAGGAAGAAGAAAGUGUCCAUUCGUUGGCUGCGGCAAUACGAAACCCAUUGUGAAGAAUGAUCUAGAAGACAAUGUAGCACUUAAACAUACUAUAGAAAGAAAAAACAGACAGGCUACACAUAAAAAGUAAAAAUAUUGUUUGAGACUUGAAGGAGGCAACUGUGGAAAGAUUAUCUUCCUACAAAGGAAAUCGAGAAGAACAUUUCACAUGCUUCUUUUAGAAACCACCUUAUAGUAUUACUUUUACUUUUAGACAUAAAGUGCUGACAGUACUGUGAUUCUUUUAGCCAUGUCACAAUUAUGAUAUAAUGCCAAUAUUUCGUAUUAUUGUCCAGCUGCAAAAGCCAGUUUACAAUAUUUGAUUCAUCUGAUCUGAUUUAUAGGACAAAUCUGCUUCUGAUUAAUCUGGUGGCAAAAUAGGUGUUUACUUGGUCUGAUUUUAUGAAAUUAAACAUGUCUAAUAUUCAAAAAAUCUGAUUGACAUCAGAUUUUGCAAUUUACAUGAUAUGAUUUAACUGAACAUAUUUAUUUGAUUGUUAACCAUCCUUAAGAUAGACUGGUAGUAGGUAAUAGUCCUUGGUAUAUCAAUAGAGCCAACCAAUAUAUCCACCUUGUACACAUGCUUACCUUUUUGAAACUGUUUUCAGUUAAUUUACGUUACAAAAUUGUUUUCACCAUUUGCUGGAAUAUCUAUCAAAAUCUCUAAUUCUGUUUUUAUGUAAUAAUCAACACAAAGAUUUUGUGCAUAUGAGAGUUAAAGCGAGAGGGUCGUCACCUGUGCAUGUGCGGUAAUUGAGUCCCAAGUGACAAUAACACGCGCUGAAAACGCAAAGGUUCAUGGGUUGACGCUUGUUUGUAAACAAUGACACACUAGCCAUCUGACGCAUGCGCAGGUGACUACUCCCCCCCACCCCACUUUAAGUGACUGACCAUCCAGAAUAGAUGUCAUGUAAGUUUUUUUCAGUUUCAAAUUGGUAUUAGAGAAAUGCCGAAAGCAUACAAGUGGAGUUGGAUUAGUAACCUUGAAAGAAAAAAAGGUGCUUAAAAAGGUGUCAUUUCGAUCAAUGAACUUGUUGUGCUAUAAAUUGCUAAACUAAACAGAUCUUAAGAGUUAUCUUUCCUUUUGUAAUCUUUGCUGAAAACGAACAUAAAACCCAAGUUAUAAUAUUAUUUGAAGACCCCCCCCCCAAGAAACAUGUUUAUUCUAUUCUGUUUUGCAGCCACAGUAAUAGUAAAAAUUACACAAACAAAAUAAAAACUGUUAUCUCGUUUAUUUACUUAAAACUACAAAGUAUAACUUGUGUUUUGACCAUGACAUUAUUAAGCCUUUAUAAUCAAUAAUUUUAGUAUUGGUCAACUGGAAGUGGAGUGUUUUUUCACUGUCAAGCUGUUUACCAAUUAUAUGCAAUAAAUGACAUUUUAACAACU